GUGAACCCCAAAUAACUCUUAACAAUUCUUAUUCUUCGUUUUCUUUCUGAGAAUUCGCCAUUCUAUGAAACCACAACAAAAACAGUAUACCUGACGGUUGACUAUUGACUUGGUUAACUGUACCAGAAUAAUGGAAACUAACAAUGUUAAAACUUUCCAUCAGUGUGUUGUAUGUGAUGAGAAUUUUCAACAGUAUGAUGAUUUAGAAAAACAUUCCAAAAUACAUGUUAGGGAAGAGAAAAUUGAUGAUGUACAUGUAGAUGAAUAUUGUCAAAUUAAAGAAGAGAAAACUGAUGAUGUAGAUCGAUAUUGUCAUGUUAAAGAAGAGAAAACUGAUGAUGUAGAUGAAUAUUGUCAUGUUGAAGAAGAGAAAACUGAUGAUGUAGAUGAAUAUUGUCAUAUUAAAGAUGAGAAAACUGAUGAUGUAGAUGAAUAUUAUCAUGUUAACAAAGAGAAAACUGAUUAUAUUGAAACUGUUUAUCAGUGUAAUUUAUGUGAUGAAGAAUUUUUAUCUGACAUUGAUUUAGAAAAACACUGUGAAAUACAUGUUAAAGAUGAGAGCAUGGAACAGAUUUCACAAAAUAAUGAGACAAAUUCUCAAAAACAAAUAGACAUAAAGACACCAGAAAAAAGUUAUAAAUGUGAUAUUUGUAGUAAAUCAUUCAAACACAAUAACAAUAUACAGAGGCACAUGAGAAUUCAUACUGGUGUAAAACCUUAUAAAUGUGAUGUUUGUGGUAAAUCAUUUACACAGAAGAGUAACUUACAGGAUCACAGGAGGAGACAAGUAGACUUAAAGACACCAGGAAAACUUUAUAAAUGUGAUGUUUGUGGUAAAUCAUGUACCAGAAGAGUUGAUCUUCUAAAACAUACAAGAACCCAUACUGGCGACAAAUCAUAUAAAUGUGAUGUUUGUAGUAAAUCAUUCAGUCACCAUGGAAACCUAGAAAAUCACAUGAAAACUCAUACUGGAAAAAAACCUUUUAAAUGUGAUGUUUGUAGUAAAUUAUUUACCUUAAAAGGAAAUCUACAGCACCACGAAAAAAUUCAUACAGGUGAAAAGCCUUAUAAAUGUGAUGUUUGUGGUAAAUCAUUCACACAAAAUGGUAGUCUACAUCGCCACAAAACAACAACAAUUCAUAACGGAGAGAAAAAACAUAUCUAGUAAUUUAACACGUUAGAUCAUGAGGUUUUGUGACUGAGUAAAAUGCCAUGGUUACAAUUCCCUGUUGUUGCGCCUGUCCAACCUCGUGGGUUUUCUCCGGGUCCUCCGGCUUCCUCCCACUGCUAAAGACCCCUACGUGCAAGCGAGUUAUUGAAAUAGAAUUAAACCAUAUGUUAGUACUGAAAUGACCUAGUUUGUGUCGAGUGGACGUUAAACCCCAUUUCUCUCUCUCUCUCCCUGUUGUUGUUUUUUUAUAAACAAUAUUUAUUCAGAAAUUGAGGGGACUGGGAAACAGGCAAAGCCUAUAUAAACACCUCUCCUGAUUACAAAUAAAUUACAUAAUAUUAUAAUAUUUAGCAAAACAAAAGAAUAGAUAUAAACUAAAUUAAAGAAAGACACCAUAAUACUAAUUUAACGGCUAUCGCUUUCUGUUUUUACUGGACAUCUUCAGGCCAUGUUUAUUUAUGAAGAAUAAUGUAGAACAAUAGACACAACGAGCUUGACGUUUCUAUAAAUAUAUCAAUUACAACCUAAUAGUAAUAUGUACAUAUUUCUUACUAUAAUAUCCGGUUUAUUUAAUUCUGGUUUGUACUUUUUGAUAAAAUAAUUUUCUUUACAUUCAAGUAAAUCUUUAUUUAAAAAAUUCAAUUUUACCAGGGAAAUACGUUGAAUUUUCCACCUCCGCAUGUUUCGAUGUGUGCACUUAAAGGUAUGGUUCGAUUACUUGGAAUCUUAAUUUGCGAUCUAUGAAGGUUCAUUCGAAGGUUUAGUUGCCCUUCUGUUUUACCAAUGUACUUCCCUAAACAACCAUAACAUACAAUGAGAUAGAUUACAUAUUGUGAUUGUCAUUGGAUUGAUUUAUUUCAAUGGGGCUUCCGUGGACUAUCAUUUUACAAGUUAAACAUCUUUCAUCACCACAUUUGGAAACAGUAGGUUUUUUUAUUUUCUGAAUUAAAUUUUGAGGAAGUGAGAAUUUGUCUCAAGUUCAGAGGUUGUUUUAGACUGUUGAUCACAUUUGUUUUGUUCAUAAUAUAUUUAUGUUUUUCACUUUUAAAUAACUGUGGUAAAUGUGAAUUGAAAUCUAAAUACUGGUUCGUGUCAGUAUUUUUUUUAAAUAUAGAUCUGUUGUAAUGUCACCAUUUCAAGUUUUUUUCUAUUAUAAAAUUUAAACUUUCAUUUAGUGAGUUUAGAAUAAGAUACGACUCAUUUAAUAAAACAUUAUCCUUAACAAAAAUGAUAAAACAAUCAUCUAAGAAACGUUUCCAUGAAUGUUCAAUCUGUAAUUUUGGAUAUCAAUUGCCAAAGCUUUAUUUACCCCAACUUCUAUUACCUCGAGGGGGUAAUGCUGUUUCAAUAACCCAUAAUAAUAUAUACAUGUAAACAUAAAUUUUGAAAAUUAAAAUCGUGCUAAUUUUUUAAAAUGUAAACCUU
Molecule: messenger RNA, 2596 nt
Organism: Patella vulgata (common limpet)
Lineage: Eukaryota; Metazoa; Mollusca; Gastropoda; Patellidae
Product: zinc finger protein 675
Exons: 2
Coding region: 131-1165 (344 amino acids)
Cellular component (GO): nucleus
Source: RefSeq, a predicted model, not a curated record